Metschnikowia bicuspidata var. bicuspidata NRRL YB-4993 is the source of this 2907-nucleotide messenger RNA. RefSeq lists its product as uncharacterized. The record is from RefSeq and is a predicted model, not a curated record. The transcript has 3 exons. Bases 1 to 2451 code for a protein of 816 amino acids. NCBI's taxonomy places the organism in Eukaryota, Fungi, Ascomycota, Pichiomycetes, Serinales, Metschnikowiaceae.
AUGUCUGAUAAUUUUGAAAGACAUCGGCUGACUCGCUGGGUGAAGGCAGACGUGCCCACCUAUGGAGACGAGUGGGGGAGCGAAUACGACGAGUACGAAAAUGAACAAGAGAAUUUCGAGCAGCAUGCCAAAGCAGGAAAUAUGAAGGACGACCUCAGAUCCGCAUCCUCUUCCUCGCAAAUCACACCGGCUAUUGAUGGGCCAAGGAUUUCUGCUAGUGAAGCGGAGCAUCUCGUGAGCAACUCGACACUCGUUCUUUCGAUCGAUAAGUCCGAUUUUGCCGCCAGAAAAGCAGACCAAGACAGCUCCGAGGAAGACGAAUCCUUUAGGCUCCUGCUUUCCCAAGGCUCAAAAUCAAGCAGAGUAGGCAGGAGACAGCCUUUGGAAGAAACUGACACCUCCAGCAUGGUCUCGAAGGCUGUUCACGAGGCCUCUGAUUUCAUGCCCCCUACGCCCACCUACCAAACGCGUCACUAUUUCUCCCCCGGAAGCCCUGAAACAGAAGCCUCAGAUCGCAGCUUGGUGUCAGAUACAGAUUCCAUCCAGCGAGAGCCGGAUCAUUUGAAUAUCCGCUCUCCUCAGGGAACUAUGGCCGAGGAUUCUUCUUUCACCUCGCAUGUCACCAGUGCUUCUUCGGAUGUAAACACCAGUGAGCCCCCGCAGAUGCCGCAUCUGAACCAAGGCGCACCUGAAGCAUUGGUCCUCUCGAUCGACAGGUUGGACCUUGGCGCCAGCGAUGAUGACUCGAGUUUUGAUGACUAUAAUCUGGAAACAGAACAUAAUUUGGAUUUAACGGUUCAUGACGUCGAAUCUCAAAGCUCCAAGAAAGCGCGUGCCAUGGGGGUGGACUAUGAUGAGGAUGACUGGGGAUAUAACAGUGAGCACAGUAGCAAUUUUGAUGAGCACAAUGAAACUACCGACUUGCCUGAUUUGCAGUUGAAAAAAACCAUGAGCAACAAAACCCAUCGAACCCGGAUCAAAACGGAUGCUUUAGACUCCCUCAUCGAUGACUUAUCAAAAAUGGAAGGAGACCCGACGCUUUUCAGGGGAAACAGUUCGCGUGCAUUACACGCCAAUCAACCAGAUGGCCCUUUUACUGGUCUGCAAGAGGAAAUCACAGAAGGACACAAAUCGCUUUUGCCCACUUUAGACUCUAUCCAUGAUAUGAAACUACCCGACUUUGAGAACCACCGCUUUGAUGACACUGGGGAUGUCAGCACAGAGGAUCAAGCCCUGUGUUCUGAAGCUAGAGAGGCUCUUGGUCAAGACCUACAAACGGAAGCCGCAAAUACUCGCAAAACUUCCAUAAGGAAGCCACCUUCAACGCUUUCAAUACAAAGUGAAAAUUUACCCCCACUUGUCCCACGAGAUUCAAAGACGCGACUUGAUGAUGUCUCUAAUGCCAUCUCUGAGGACCCUACGAAUAAAUCUGUUGAAGAAAUGAAGAUGCCUCAACCCAGAGAUUUUUCUGACAGAAACGCUGAUAUUAAAGAUCCCAAAGCUCUAGACCUCGUGCCGCCUCCAAUUAGCAAGGACUCUGCUGCGGUCAACAGAAGAGAUUCAACGAUGUCAACAGCAACUUUCAAUUUAGGUGCUUGGAAACCAAACACUAGCAUAUACCGGGAUCAAUUUGUUGGUGACAAUGACAAUGAGUCGCAAAUGAACGUCAAUAUAUUCAAUAAGGAUGACCUGGCCUACAAAAAGUUCACUCGCUUAGGUCCCGUCUCGUCUUACGCUCCCUCUAUCUCUAACUCAAGCUGUGUGUCCGUUCCUGACACGGUUGAUACAAGUCUACAGCGUAUCAAUGAAGACCACCUGGACGAAGACUUUUCGGAUGCGAUAUCAGUGGCUAAGUCAUAUCAGCCAGUCACUCCCUAUGAAUCGCCUGAUCACAGUCUCGAGUCCUCUGUCUUGUACGAUCACAACUACGAGAAGCCUAAAUUUCACGAGGAGACCCAUACUCCGGUAGAUUCCGUCGAUGAGCUCAGCCCAAUUCGUGAAGAAGGGGAGUGUCAAGCUGUUAGUACUGGAACUUCUGGAACUAAAAUUAUUGAACAGGCAGAGUCGAAUACCAAAGUCAGUCACCCACUGCAAGUCAAAUACCCCGUUUCAAACUGGAAGAAGAUAAUGGCUAUUUCGCAGCCCAUUGAUAGAAUCGAGCUCCUUAAAAAAGCUAGAAUUGAUGAAAUGAACUAUGAAACCGGUUUGUCGCAAUGGCUCCGUGAGUCACUCAAGUCCACUGAGUCCCCUCAUAUUCAAAUUGGAAAAUUGGCUACUCAGGCCUACAAAAAUGCUCAGCAUAGCGACAUAAGAAGACACACGUCUAUCAGGAGCAAAGUCAAUUUAGUGAGGGACAAGAUUGAGCCGGGUCAUCUUGGCAUGCACGCAUCUAGUUUGGGCAGGAAAUUCUUGAGUCGAGGAAAAAAACUUAUGAAGCAGAGCUCAGAUUGACAUGACCGCCAAUGAUAGGCUCAAAUAGUAAGAGUUAUUUCAUUUUUUAUUCUUAUUCAGUGAUUCUGACGACUUAUCAGAGCUCGAAAAAUCUCCUGCAAAUCACAUUCGUAAGACGAUAUACAACUGCCCUCAAGAUGAAGAUGAUUUAUCUUUCUUUGGAAUCACGCCUUUGGCAUGUCUUUUAUUGAUUUAAAACGGUAAGCCCUGUUUUAGUCCAAAAGAUCAGAGAGCCCGAAAGGUCAGACAGCCAUUGAUAGAUAAAGUAUGUGUUUGAAAAAACAUUCUCCGCGACGGGGAAUUGAACCCCGGUCUACCGCGCGACAAGCGGUAAUUCUAGCCACUAAACUAUCACGGAUAUGAUGUUGAAAAGUGUUAUGAUACGACAUGAGCAAGAUUAUAGAUUCUUGGCAUCCUGUAUAAUACGAAGGACGAAGAGUCUAAACAUUCCUGAUC